AUGUCUGACGCCCAGUUCGCCCAAGCCACGGAUCUAAAGGCAUGGCAAGCCCUCGUUGAACACCACAAUAGCGUGGGACGAAACAUUGUCCUGAAGGAAGCGUUCGAAAAAGAUCCAGAUCGGUUCAAUAAAUACACACGAACUUUCAAGAACGAAGCAGAUGGCACUGAGAUUCUUUUCGACUUUUCGAAGAACUUCAUUGCCGAUGACACUCUGAAACUUUUGACUGAUCUUGCCCGAGAGGCUAAGGUUGAACAGUUGAGAGAUCGCAUGUUUGGCGGCGAGGCCAUCAACUUCACCGAGGACCGAGCCGUUUACCAUGUUGCUCUACGAAACACAAGCAAUCAACCUAUGCAGGUCAAUGGAAAGAGCGUUGUCGAGGACACAAACUCCGUGCUAGACCACAUGAAAGAGUUCUCCAACCAGGUCCGAAGUGGUGAAUGGACUGGAUACACUGGCAAGAAGAUCAAGUCCAUCAUCAACAUUGGCAUUGGAGGCUCAGAUCUCGGCCCUGUUAUGGUCUGCCAAUCAUUAAAAGCAUAUGGCGACCGAAGCCUGACCAUGCACUUCGUCUCCAACAUUGACGGCACUGAUAUCUCAGAGGCUCUGAAAGAUUCAGAUCCCGAGACGACAAUGUUCUUAAUCGCGUCCAAGACCUUCACCACUGCGGAAACUGUUACCAAUGCCAACACUGCGAAAGAGUGGUUUCUGAAGUCCGGAAAACAAGAAGAUAUCGCCAAGCACUUUGUUGCUUUGUCAACAAACAAGUCAGAAGUCGAGAAGUUUGGUAUCGACUCUAAGAAUAUGUUUGGAUUCGAAAGCUGGGUAGGUGGUCGAUACUCUGUUUGGUCUGCCAUUGGUUUGUCAGUUGCUUUAUACAUCGGCUUCGACAACUUCCAUCAGUUCCUGGCCGGCGCUCACGCUAUGGAUCAGCAUUUCAAGAAUACUCCUUUGGAGGACAACAUUCCAGUUAUUGCUGGUCUUCUCAGUGUGUGGUAUUCCGACUUCUAUGGCGCACAAACACAUCUUGUCGCACCAUACGACCAGUACAUGUCACGGUUCCCUGCUUACCUGCAGCAACUCACCAUGGAGUCUAACGGUAAGGCAGUCACUCGAAGUGGUGAUUAUGUCAAAUAUACUACUGGUGCCGUAUUCUGGGGCGAGCCAGGUACCAACUCACAGCACUCUUUCUUCCAACUUCUGCAUCAAGGCACCAAGCUUAUCCCAGCUGAUUUCAUCAUGGCUGCUAAGUCGCACAACCCAGUUUCUGGCGGCGUCCACCAAAGAAUGUUGGCUUCCAAUUUCCUGGCCCAGACUGAAGCACUUAUGCUUGGCAAAACUCCAGAGGAAGUCAAGGCUGAGGGUGCACCAGAAGACCUUGUUCCACACAAGACUUUCCUUGGCAACCGUCCAACCACAAGCAUCCUGGCUGAACAGAUUACGCCAGGUACACUCGGUGCGCUGAUCGCAUACUACGAACAUAUGGUCUUCACAGAAGGCGCCAUCUGGAACAUCAACUCAUUCGAUCAGUGGGGUGUGGAACUUGGCAAGGCCUUGGCCAAGAAGGUACAAAAAGACUUGGAGACAGACGGUGAUGCUUCUGGCCACGACGCAUCGACUUCUGGUUUGAUUGCUGCUUUCAAGGCCAAGUCAAAUAUGAAAUAG
Molecule: messenger RNA, 1665 nt
Organism: Lithohypha guttulata
Lineage: Eukaryota; Fungi; Ascomycota; Eurotiomycetes; Chaetothyriales; Trichomeriaceae
Gene: PGI1
Product: glucose-6-phosphate isomerase
Exons: 2
Coding region: 1-1665 (554 amino acids)
Biological process (GO): gluconeogenesis; glucose 6-phosphate metabolic process; glycolytic process
Cellular component (GO): cytosol
Molecular function (GO): glucose-6-phosphate isomerase activity; monosaccharide binding; carbohydrate derivative binding
Source: RefSeq, a predicted model, not a curated record